This is a messenger RNA of Musa acuminata AAA Group (dessert banana), 660 nucleotides long. RefSeq lists its product as uncharacterized. The transcript has a single exon. The coding region runs from base 1 to 660 and encodes 219 amino acids. The record is from RefSeq and is a predicted model, not a curated record. Lineage: Eukaryota; Viridiplantae; Streptophyta; Magnoliopsida; Zingiberales; Musaceae.
AUGAUGAUAGUCGCAGAGAAGGAAGGGAUUGCAAGAGCAGAUAGAGGCCCGGUAGCGGAUUGCCCGGCUGCCUCGCCUAUUCCGCCGCUAAAUUCCCGACACCGCCGCCUCCACAAUUUCUCCUUCCCGACCCUCAGCUGGCGUGGCCAGCGCUUCCUCCGCUGCUCCAAACUCCCCAGCGGCGCCACUGUCGAACUUCCCGGAUCGGCCGAUCGCGACAACAGGACUUCCCAGAUGAAAUCUUCCCCUCCGAGGCCGUUGCCGGGGUUUCGGGAUUCGAAGGAGGGGGAAAGGAUAGGAAGCGAAGGACGGGAGGCAGAAAGGGACACCUCUUGUGCGGCGGCAGGGGCAGAGGCCACUAGGCCCUGGAAUUUGAGGACGAGAAGGGCUGCUUGUAAUGCACCAACCGAGCGGGCUCUGGCAAUGGAGAAGAUUAAUUCUCCGGUGAAGACGAUGAGGCUACGAUCAGAUGAAUCGGAGAAGGGUGAGACGAGGAAGUUCUCGAUCUCGCUUUCUCGGCCGGAGAUCGAGGAGGAUUUUUUCGCCAUCAAAGGCAGGAAACUCCCUCGGCGGCCAAAGAAAAGGGCUAAGAUUGUUCAGCGAGAACUCGAUGUAAGUGAUUCUUUCAGGGAGAACGAAAGUUUAUUCGUUGAUUUUUGA